CUCAAAUACUGCUGGGGAACCCCCAACUUAUACCGGGUGUAGAUGCUGCCUCGGCGACCGACAGCAUCGGCGACAAACGGACGGCCCGGGGGCCACGGGGUCUAACCGUUCCGGGCUGUUUACUCCAAGUGCCAGGUGCCCGUGCAGAUACACCGACACAAUGACCACCCCAGCCGUCCCCAGCCGCACCCUGCAAGCCUCUGCGCUGUCUUUUAUUGCGCUGUCGAUCGGUCAUACGCUAGGAGGCAAACAAUGGACCGCCGACCCGGCCUACACGAUCAUCAGCAACACCAAGCCCUGGGCGCUAGGCAUCGUGGGCUGGUAUCAGGGAAGCGCCUUCUUCUUCACGACCGGCUUACUCCACUACCAAUGGUCCCGCAACCCGCUCGCCCUCCGCGACCCGACUAACAAGGCCAUCGCCGUCAUCACUAACGCCAUGCUGUGGGCUAGCUCGGCGUGGUAUCUGCGCCAUGGCAUCCGGGAGAAUGCGGUUGUUGUGGGGCUGGGGGCUGUGUUGCAGGGGGUUGCGGUUUUGAGGAGUUGGUUCUGAAGGUAGGGUUUUGCUGGGUGUUUGUGGGGUGUUUGUUGGGAGGUGGAUUGGGUUUUGCACUGGGGCUGGGGUUAGGGUUGGUGCAGUGGUGGAUGCUAUGUCCGGGGUUUAGGUUUUGGAUCGAUUGUCGGGGGUCUUGUAUGAUGCUGUGGGUUAAAUCUAGGAGGCUGGAAGGUCAAUUGAAGAACUUCGUCAGUGC
Aspergillus japonicus CBS 114.51 is the source of this 749-nucleotide messenger RNA. RefSeq lists its product as uncharacterized. The transcript is spliced from 5 exons. Bases 161 to 550 code for a protein of 129 amino acids. Lineage: Eukaryota; Fungi; Ascomycota; Eurotiomycetes; Eurotiales; Aspergillaceae. The record is from RefSeq and is a predicted model, not a curated record.